AUCAUCAUUGAACAAUGUCAUAAUCACAAGAACUCUUUUCUGACUUCAAAAAAGAAGGAGGUUCUCCAUUCGUCGGAAUCUUUUUUUAAAGAGAAUAAUUAAAAAAAAUCAAUUCAAUUUUCUGAACGAAAUAGUAUCCGUCAAUGUCAUUCUAAUGCGGAAGUGGAAUUUUGAUUUGAACUAAGUAUAACGCUACUAAAAUUAGAAGAACAAAUCGCGUACCAAAAUUUAAAUAAUACGUAUGAUUUUUAAACCUGCCGUAUAAUAACCGUAUGACGCAAAAUUUUUGACGUAUUUAACUAAUGUCAAACAAAGUAAUGAUGUUUUUAAUUUUUAAGUUCAAAUAAAUGUAAUUACACAGCUAAUUCUCGAUACGUGUUAUCUCCCAUCCACAUAUUUUUAUUGUCAUAAAGCCGCCCCGCACGUGCCGAGGUGUACUUUCUUCAGUUUAUCGUGUAAUUUGUAUUGUUAUGUUUAACGACUCGUGAACUCGACCCUUAGUGCUCGAAGUGUUUUUAUUGUAAUAAAUCUUCCUGCUCCGAUAAUAAUGCAGUUAAAUACUUUAAUAGUUAUUGUGCUACUUUCGGGUACAAUUACUGUUGCACAGGAGAGAAAGAUAUCAUCAAAAGUCAAUCCAGGCUGUAAAACCUGUACAAAUGACACAAUCUUAAUGUAUGUCAGAUGUGACGGUGCAUCCGACACCAUCCACCAAAUAUGGGACUUCACAAGAAGCAUACCUACUGUUAUAUUUGCAGUGACAAAACUAAAAUCAUCACUAGAUAUUGUUUGGGAUGGGAACAACCCAACAGGAUUUUAUAUGUCUGAGACACCUUUAUAUAGUUUUGCUACAGCAUUAGAUAAAAUCUACGAAUAUAAUGAUUUAAAAGACAACGGCCAUUUCGACCCAAACCUGCCCCACCAUAUCCACAAUCUAGAUCACAUGAUGUGGCACGUGAAAGAGAUAAGUACAACAGAGAAGGAAGCCAUGGUGCGGGUUUAUGGGACUCUGAAUAACGAUAGAAGUGAAGAACAUGGCACUGUUGCGAUCAAGUUGGACCUAAUCCCAUUCAAAGACUAUGCUGUGGAACUACCCCAUCUGAUCCACACUGCCAACUCGACACAGUUCGACGUCAGCCUGGUGAACCUGACCAGCACGCCGGGGUAUAACGCGUCGCGGUUCGCGCUGCACCUGCUGCUGGUCAGCACGGACUCCGCCACCGAGACCAUGCGCUACACCAUGCGGAAGAGCUUGGACGAUGAGCACACGCCCGGAGUGUUUGAGGUGAUAGAGAUCAAAACGCCAGCGCUGCACAAUUACGCAAUCGGCGGGUACCUGCAGUUCCGGCCGGUGGGGUACGUCCAGGCUGAGCGCGGCGUUGCCAGCUCGACCAUAGCUCACGUGUCUUACUUCAAUAGGACAAGUCUUCCAGUACGCAGCACGAUGAAGACGUUCUACGACGAGUUCGGACGAGCGAACCUGCUCGUGCAGGACAUGAUGGUCUCCUUCGGCGAGGGCGGCGACGGGUACUACGCGCAGCACAACUACACCGCGUGGUCAUUCGCAGUGGGGUACGGGUCCCCGCCCACCGACAGCUUCUCCUGGUACGUGGUGCUGAUCAUAUCCGGCGGGCUGUUACUGCCCGUGCUGCUCGCCGUGUCCGGGAUGGUCUACGUACUGGUACGCAGGCACCGCCAGCGGUACAACAGCAGGGCCAUGUUCGCUAACGAGGACUAGUUGUAGCUGAGGGGGCAUCCGUUUGUUACACUAGGCUUUUCUGACCCCCCACCCCAUUCCUAUCCCCCUCUGGUGAGAUCCAAAUGGUCCAGGUGGUCCCAGGGGUCUACGGAAGACUCGGAGGGGCUCUACGUUAAAGUGACAUAAAAAUGGGGUUCACGAUUCGUAAGCGGGGGUCCACGAAACUUUAUUUGGUUUCAUAUUGAAUGGGAAGUUUUGUAAAUAAAAUAGUUUGUGUUUUGAUUGCUUCCUUGUGCUGUGAGUAGAUAUUAAAAAUUGAAGUUGGCUGAAAGAACUUUUUCCUUGGACAAUUUUAUUGAUUUAUAUGAUUCACAUACAAUCAAUUAUUUAUUUAACUAAGUUAUCGUUUCUCACAAUGUUUUUUUUAACGGUAAUUUUGUGGUGGCUGAUUUGGCUGCAACGAAAAUUUCCAUAGGUGAAUCUAACCACAUGUUUUGGAUAGAAAAGCGGGGGGUCCACUGGAACCACUUGUAUUAGAAGUCUAUGAGAAAAAAAAGUUUGGGAACCUCUGGGCUAGACUCUUGAUUUUUCAAAAUUUGUAUCAUUUUUAACCCAAUCCAUAAAAAACCGGGUUAUAAAAUUUGUAUAGGUUUUUUUGUGCAUGAAGGUGUUUUUAUGUAAAUUUGACAAUUUGCAUCAUUAUUUUUAAUAUAAACAACAAUGAUAAUUUGUUUUAUAAUCAUCAAUAAUUCGGGUAAAAUUAUAAAUAAUGUUUAACUUUAUACAUUUUUACGCGACUUCUCGAUCUUUGAAACAGAUUUUUAUUUGCGACUAUGAGUCAUUUUCCUUUAAAGAAAUAUUAUUGUGUAGGUUUUAAAAAACCCAAGUGCCUUUUGAUAUUAUAGUAUCUAACUUUAAGCUCUCAGAUGCUGUCAGUUUAUAUUUUAAUUUUGUUUCUAUUUAUUCAAUCUUGAUUUAUACUCUUUUUAGUGUUCUUUUCCCGGUCAGGUAUUUUUGAAUUAUUUAUUUUAUCUUGCUAUUUUACAAUUUAUUUAUCGAGAAUUACGAGUAAUUAGUGUAUUAGAAAAUCCCCUCCUCUCUUCCCUGAACAUUUAAAGUAAUAUAUGGAUGCCCCGUAUAAGUAUGUAAAUUGUAAAACAAAUAUUGGUAAAGCUGCAGGCAAGCGAUGUUCAUUUAAAAAAAUAUUCUGCAGAGUUCUUGAGGCUUGAUUUAUUAGAAAGGCUGCAAUGUAUGUUUUGUAUACUUGCUAGCAAAUGAAGACCAAAUAUCUAAGUUGUUAGUGUUUUUCAGAUAGCAUGGGUAUGGUGACAGGUCGUUUCAGUCUUGAAAGUAUGCCGCGAUUCACGAUAAUCAGGCGAUGUCACCUUCCCAUGCUAUUUGAAAAUACAAAAAAAAAUCGGUUUACCGACGAUAGUUGAACGUGACAACGUCAUAAGAAAAUACUGAUGGAAUUGUUGCAUUUUUCAAAAUAAAAUGUUCGUUUUUCUAAAAUAUGUUUAAUAUCUUCAUAGACCAGAAUAUACUUUUUAUAAUAUAUAUAUUGUAAAAAAAGUUGGCAACCCUAGAACGGCGCAUGACGUCAUCUUUUUUUGAGUGUGCAGCCGGCUCCAUCGAAUUAUAAGACGUUGUCACGUCAAAAACACUUUCGGGAGGCUGUACUUUAAUGCAAGAGGUCUUGGCCACUUGGUCAUUUAGUUUCGCUUAGGUAAUAAAAGACAUGGCUAUAUAAUAAUCUUAAAAACUAAUAUAACUAUUAAAAUUAUCAUUUGGUAUUUGCUCUCCAAAAUGUACCAAAGAUCUCAGUAUACAUAUAUGUUAAGUUUCAAGUUUAACAUAAUUUUAAUACUGGUUUUGUAGAUAUUAGGAGAAAUACGUAACUUUAACAACAUAUUAGCGCUCGAUUGCUGCCAUUGAAAACUCUAGUAAAUGGAUUAAUCUCAGUGAGGUUUUUAAAUCUAUUUAACGCACACUGAUCAACAUAGACCAGAUUUUUUUUUCCUUCUUCUGGUCAUAACCUGAUUUAAAAUAAAUUAAAUUAUAGCAAUUUAUCUAAAUUAAAUUGUAUACUGUUUUUUUAUAGUUUAAACAGAUAGCCCUGGAUUCAAGCAAUUUGAAUAUAAAACUUUACAGUGCAGAGCAUUUGUACGUGUUCUUAACAAUUUCAUCUUAAUUUUGUUAUAUUAUUUAUUUAAAAUCGAGUAAAAUUACCCCAUUAACUAUUACUUAUAAAUAAAGUGUAUUAUAAUGUAAAUUGUAACGAAAACUUUAUUGUGUAAUAGAUAACAAUGUGUAAAUUAUAGAAAAUAUUAGAUAAUUAUUUCACACCGAACUAUAAUCUCCCUUUUUAAUAUAAUUUUUAUAGAAUAUUGUUUGCUAGCAUUGUAUUAUGAUGUGAUAUUAUUGUUUUUUAUUGGAUAAAUGUAUUAUUAUAAUAAUAAUAAUAAUAAUAAUAAUAAAGUCUUUAUUUUUCAUACAAAUUAGUAAUACAAUUUUUUUUUUUUUUUUUUUUUUAUUUUACGUUUGCAUGAAUCCCAUUGUAUUGGGUAUAGGCCUCCUCCAGCAAUUUCCACUUUCGUCUGUCCCGUCCUGACCUCAACCAAUCCCCACCAGCCACUUGAGCAAUGUCGUCUGUCCAGCGCUUCUGAGGUCUGCCAACUCUCCUUUUGCCUAGUGGACCCUGCCAUUCAGUGACCCUAAGUGUCCACCUGGCGUCUUUCAACCGCGAUAUAUGUCCUGCCCAUUGCCAUUUCUGUUUCAAGGCAUGUUUUAAGGCGUCUGUGACUCUGGUUCUUUCUCUGAUCAUUUUAUGUCUGACUUUAUGGAUUUUUUUCAAUUUCAGCAUACUGCGUUCCAUUGCCCUCUGACAUGACCUUACUUUGCCUUUGGUUUUGUUAUCAAACACCCAUGUUUGGCUGGCAUAUGUUAGGCAUGGUAAAAUACAGGUGUCCAUUACUAUUUUUUUGUGUUUUGAAAUAUAGUUUCCUUUAAAAAUCUCCUUUUGUGCCCAGUAUCUG
Bicyclus anynana (squinting bush brown) is the source of this 4731-nucleotide messenger RNA. Its product is annotated as glycosylated lysosomal membrane protein B. The coding region runs from base 548 to 1735 and encodes 395 amino acids. The record is from RefSeq and is a predicted model, not a curated record. The transcript is spliced from 7 exons. Gene Ontology annotation, cellular component: lysosome. Lineage: Eukaryota; Metazoa; Arthropoda; Insecta; Lepidoptera; Nymphalidae.